CUAGCACAGAGAAAAACGGACACCCAACGUGACGACCGACUGCUGCGUUGUCUUUGGUGCAAUCCGAAACAAUAGCCCACAGGUUCCAUCGGUAGCCUCGGCUUCUCUUCGUGGAAAAUAUUUGCUCACGCACGCAUCUGCCUACCAGUGUUCCCGUGUUAUCGGAAGCUACAUCGGGCUUUCUGCUGCUUUGAAAGAAUCCUUCAAGCGUCUCUGGAAAGGCUAAAACAAGGCGAGCACCAUGGCGACGUAUCAGAUAGCAAAUUUGCUUGAAAAGAUGACGUCCAAUGAUAAGGACUUUCGCUUUAUGGCCACCAACGAUCUGAUGACGGAGCUACAGAAGGACAGCAUCAAGCUAGACGAUGAGUCGGAGAAAAAGGUGGUGCGCAUGGUGCUCCGCCUGCUCGAGGACAAGAACGGCGAGGUGCAGAAUCUGGCCGUCAAGUGUCUUGGGCCGUUGGUGAACAAAGUGAAGGAAAAUCAGGUGGAAACGAUCGUCGAUUUGCUGUGCGCCAAUAUGGUGUCGAACAAUGAGCAGCUGCGCGAUAUUUCUAGUAUCGGACUGAAGACGGUCAUUUCCGAGCUGCCACAAUCGUCCAACUCGCUCGUACCGAACGUAUGCCAACGAAUCACGGGCAAAUUGAGUGCCGCCAUCGAAAAAGAGGAUGUUUCGGUGCAGCUCGAAGCGCUGGACAUUCUGUCUGAUCUGCUGUCCCGCUUCGGUGAUCUGCUCGUGCCGUUUCACGAGCUCAUCUUAAAGGCGCUAGUGCCUCAGCUGGGAUCGGCCCGGCAAGCCGUCCGUAAGCGGACGAUUGUUGCCCUUUCGCACCUUCUGACGACCUGCAACAACAACGCGUACAACAAGGUGAUCGAACACCUGCUGGACGGAUUGGAAAAUUCACAAAAUCCGGGCACGAUCCGGACGUACAUUCAGUGUUUGGCAGCAAUCUGUCGCCAAGCUGGUCACCGGUUGUGCAGCCACAUCGAGCGUGUUAUGUUUCUGCUAGACCUGUACAGCCAGCGGGAUGACGACGAGCUACGGGAGUUUUGUCUGCAAGCAUGCGAAGCGUUCGUGCAGCGCUGCCCGGAAGCAAUCAUGCCACAUAUUCCGACGAUCGUCAAUCUUUGCUUAAAAUACAUUACGUACGAUCCGAACUACAACUACGAGGCGGACGACGGUGAUGGUGGCAUCUCGAUGGACAUGGAAGAGGACGAGGAGAUCGAUAGCGAAGAGUAUAGCGACGACGACGACAUGAGCUGGAAGGUUCGCCGAUCGGCGGCCAAAUGCCUAGAGUCCGUUAUUUCGACGCGCCAUGAGCUACUGGAAGAGUUCUACAAAACUCUUUCCCCGGCACUGAUCGCGCGUUUCAAAGAACGCGAAGAGAAUGUCAAAUCGGACAUCUUCCACGCGUAUUUGGCGCUGCUGAAAUCGACACGUCCCAUGGGUGACGAUAUCGGGCACGAUCCGGACUCAAUGGAACAGAUUCCUGGCCCGAUCAGCAUGCUCCAAGAUCAAGUGCCGGCGAUCGUGCGGGCAGUUCAACCACUGAUGCGUGAGAAGUCCGUCAAAACCCGUCAGGAUUGUUUUCUGCUGUUACGUGAACUGUUGAAUGCGCUGCCCGGCGCCUUAGCGAACCAUAUCGAUCAGUUGAUGGGUGGAAUUCAUUAUUCGUUGAAUGACAAAAACUCCACGUCCAACAUGAAGAUCGAUGCGCUCGGUUUCGUGUACUGUAUGCUGGUUGGCCACAACCCACAGGUGUUCCAUCCGCACAUCCAGCUGCUGGUACCGCUUAUCGUGAACGCCGUGUUCGAUCCGUUCUACAAGAUCGCAACCGAGGCGUUGCUAGUGCUGCAACAGCUGGUGAAAGUGAUCCGACCCCUCGAUGUGCAGACGGCGUUCGAUUUCACGCCCUACGUGAAUCAGCUGUACACCAGCACGCUGCAGAAGCUACGAUCGCCCGAAGUCGAUCAGGAAGUUAAGGAACGCGCGAUCGCCUGCAUGGGUCAGAUAAUCGCCAACAUGGGCGACGUUCUACAGACCGAACUCGUCACUUGUCUGCCACUCUUCAUGGAACGGUUGCGCAACGAGGUGACUCGGCUCAGUUCGGUCAAGGCUCUAACGAUGAUUGCCGGUUCGCCACUGCGCGUUAACCUGAGCCCUAUCAUAGCGGAGGUGAUCCCGGUGCUCGGUUCUUUCUUGCGCAAAAACCAGCGUGCCCUGAAGCUUAACUCGCUAACGUUGCUCGAUACACUUGUGACGCAUUACAGCCAGUUCCUUGACCCUAUGCUGCUGCGCAGUGCCGUUGCCGAAGUUCCCCCGUUACUGAGCGAAUCUGAUCUCCAUGUGGCACAGCUUUCGCUCGUGCUUCUCACGUCCGUAGCACGGCAACAACCGCAGGCACUGGUCGGAGUGCACGAGCAAAUAAUGCAGGAAGUGAUGACGUUAGUGCGAUCACCGUUGCUGCAAGGAACCGCCCUUAACUGCACGUUGAAGCUGUUCCAGGCUCUGGUACAGACCCAGCUACCAGGGCUUGGCUAUAGACACCUGCUUAAGAUGCUCAUGACCCCGUUAUACACCCAGCACCAGCAAGCAAGUCCGUUACAUAAGCAAGCGUAUCAUUCGUUGGCCAAAUGUAUCGCCGCCCUUACGAUGCAAGUGCCGAAUGAUGCGCUCACCGUAGCGAACGAAUUUUUGCAGGAAAUUCACAACCGACGCAACGAUACGCCGUUGGUUUUUUAUCUGCUGACGAUCGGCGAAAUUGGUCGUCAUUUCAAUCUGCAAACCAUCGACACGCUCGCCCAAACGAUCCUCAACUGCUUUUCAGCAUCCUCCGAAGACGUGAAAGGGGCAGCCAGCCAUGCGCUUGGUGCUAUCGCUGUCGGCAAUCUCAACCACUAUCUACCCUUCAUCCUUAAUGAGAUAGAAGCGCAGCCGAAACGCCAGUAUCUGCUGUUGCACUCCCUGAAGGAACUCAUUUCCUCGCUCUCGACCAGCAAGGCCGGUCUCGAACAGCUCCUACCGUCGGUUCCGUCGAUCUGGACGCAACUCUUCAAGCACUGUGAGUGCUCGGAGGAAGGGUCACGCAACGUCGUUGCCGAAUGUCUCGGUAAACUCGUGCUGGUUAAUCCGGAAGAGCUCUUACCCCGACUGCAGGUGGCUCUGCGCAGUGAAAGCGCUCUUAUGCGAACGGCCGUUGUGUCGGCGAUCAAGUUCACGAUCUCCGAUCAGCCACAGCCCAUCGAUCCGUUGCUACGCCAGUGCAUUGGUCAGUUUUUGUUUGCACUGCAGGAUCCAGAACCAUCGGUGCGGCGAGUGGCUCUUGUCGCGUUCAACUCUGCGGUCCACAAUAAGCCUAGUUUGGUGCGAGAUCUUCUGCCCGAAUUGCUACCACAAUUGUACUCCGAGACGAAGGUGAAGAAGGAGCUGAUCCGCGAAGUGGAAAUGGGCCCGUUCAAGCACACGGUCGACGACGGGUUAGACAUUCGAAAAGCGGCCUUCGAGUGUAUGUACACACUGCUCGAGCAGGGACUCGACCGUGUCGAUAUAAUGCAGUUUCUGGAGCACGUUCAAGCAGGACUUCGUGAUCAUUACGACAUCAAGAUGCUCACCUAUCUGAUGACGGCUCGGCUUGCCGCGCUCUGCCCGUCGGCCGUUUUACAAAAACUCGAUCAAUUUGUCGAUCCUCUGCGGGCCACCUGCACGUUGAAGGUAAAGGCCAACUCAGUGAAGCAAGAGUACGAAAAGCAGGACGAGCUGAAGCGAUCAGCGUUGCGGGCUGUGGCCGCACUACUGCAAAUCCAAAAGGCUGACAAAAAUCAACAUUUGGCCGAAUUUCUGGCACUGAUUCGCAGCUCGUCCGAAUUGCAACCUCUUCUCGAGUCGGUCCAGAAGGACUCGUCCGUACUGACGAACAACAAUACCGACGGGCGUGACCUGUCGAUGGACCAGAGCUAGGUGAAAGUGAUUAAAAAAGCACGCGUCACUUGAAUGGGUUUUCGAAAGGCCACUUUGCGUGCGUAAUCGAUGAGCUAAUGAUGGUGCUGCAGAGUGGUGGCAAAGUGAAAGGCAACCGAAAGAUGUACACAAGUAUCGUCUGUCUUUGUAGCUGAUGCUGCUUUUUAUUUCUAAUUGCCUGUUAAAUACACGGACCCAGAGAGGAACAUGUGGAAACAAGAAGACAUGAAUUAAAGUUAUUGGAGGUGUACACAGGCUCUGUCACUCAAGCGAUGCUGUGUGCAUAACCGAAAAAAGGAUUAAUCUAACUGUAUAAAAUUACAAUACAACCCUGCCCAUUGGCGCCUUACACGCUCAAACGAAAUAUCACAAUAGUGCAACGGAAAUCGACAAAAUCUACGUGAAAUAAAAUCAAAACUUGCGACAUCUGUGUACGCCGCUCUCCACCGUAUCUUUUUAUUUUCCUUUUAAUUUUUCCUCCAAUGAGCGAAGUGUGGAAAACCAUGCACCAUGGCGCUUCUACUAAAUUUUGGGUUUGUUGCGCUGCUCUCACCGCAGACCUUCGGCACCAUUCGAGA
Messenger RNA from Anopheles bellator, 4533 nucleotides. RefSeq names its product cullin-associated NEDD8-dissociated protein 1 (gene Cand1). The transcript is spliced from 8 exons. Gene Ontology annotation, biological process: SCF complex assembly; protein ubiquitination. The record is from RefSeq and is a predicted model, not a curated record. NCBI's taxonomy places the organism in Eukaryota, Metazoa, Arthropoda, Insecta, Diptera, Culicidae. The coding region runs from base 242 to 3955 and encodes 1237 amino acids. Gene Ontology annotation, cellular component: nucleus.